Messenger RNA from Mesoplodon densirostris (Blainville's beaked whale), 539 nucleotides. Its product is annotated as vacuolar ATPase assembly integral membrane protein vma21-like. Gene Ontology annotation, cellular component: endoplasmic reticulum membrane. NCBI's taxonomy places the organism in Eukaryota, Metazoa, Chordata, Mammalia, Artiodactyla, Ziphiidae. The transcript has a single exon. Gene Ontology annotation, biological process: vacuolar proton-transporting V-type ATPase complex assembly. The coding region runs from base 65 to 406 and encodes 113 amino acids. The record is from RefSeq and is a predicted model, not a curated record.
AUCUCUGCUGCCAGCGGCUCUGACAGCUUCGACUCGUGGACGGACGGACGGACAGACUGACGGGAUGCCGCGCUCCCACCGGCCUCCUCCGACCACCCAGCGGCAGGCGAAUGCCACGGGCAGUGCCGCCGGCAACGCCGCCGAGCCCAAGCCCGAAGGCGGCAGCCUGGCGAUGACUUUCAAGAUUUUUCUCCUUUUUGCAGGACUUAUGGUUAAAGUUCCCGUGGGGUUGUAUUUUUCCUGUAAAUUACUGCUUUUUCAAAGCCUCCUGUUAAUGUCACCUGAUGACAGUGGCUUUUACGCGACCAUUGUCGCGGUGGUGGGGCUGCAUGUGGUGCUGGCGGUGUUCGUGUUCAUCGUGUGGAAGGAGGGGAUGCCUGACUGGUGGGAAGAGAAAAGCGAGUAGCACAGCGCCCGCUUCCCAGCUGCAGGCGCGGGGGCGGGGAGCCCUGAAACGGGGUUUCUUGUUUUUCUUGUCCGUGUUUAAAAAAAAAAAAAAAGUGUGGGUUUUCUGUUUUCUGAGUUUUUUUUCUGUUUAA